UUGGUGUCCGUCUGUGGACGCCACUUUGUAACUUAGAUUUAAAAUAUGGGAUUCGUUAAAGUUGUGAAGAACAAACAAUACUUCAAGAGGUACCAAGUAAAAUUCAAGAGGCGUCGUGAAGGGAAAACUGAUUAUUAUGCUCGUAAACGCCUCGUUGUUCAGGACAAGAACAAAUAUAACACACCUAAAUAUCGUCUGAUUGUGCGUCUCUCCAACAAAGAUGUAACAUGCCAGGUGGCCUACUCUCGGAUUGAAGGUGACCAUAUUGUGUGCGCUGCUUAUUCACAUGAGUUGCCACGUUAUGGUGUGAAGGUUGGUCUGACAAAUUAUGCUGCAGCAUAUUCAACUGGUCUGCUAUUAGCACGAAGACUGCUUCAAAGACUUGGACUUGACACCUUAUACACUGGCACAACAGAUGUCACAGGUGAUGAAUACAAUGUUGAACCUGUCGACAAUGGACCAGGAGCAUUUAGAUGUUAUUUGGAUGUAGGCUUAGCACGCACCACUACUGGUGCUCGUGUCUUUGGAGCUAUGAAGGGUGCUGUUGACGGUGGCCUCAAUGUUCCUCAUUCCAUCAAAAGAUUCCCUGGCUAUGAUGCAGAAUCCAAAAAGUUCAAUGCUGAAGUACACAGGGCUCACAUCUUUGGUUUGCAUGUUGCUGAAUACAUGAGAAGUCUUGAACAGGAUGAUGAGGAUUCUUUCAAGAGACAAUUCAGCAAGUACAUAAAACUAGGAGUCACUGCAGAUGCUAUUGAAGCCAUCUACAAGAAAGCCCAUGAAGCCAUCCGUGCGGAUCCAUCCCACAAGAAGAAAGAGUUAAAGAAAGACUCUGUCAAACAGAAGCGCUGGAACAAACGCAAGCUAACAUUGGCCGAGAGGAAAAACAGAAUCAAGCAAAAGAAGGCUUCCUUCAUCAAGAGACUGCAGGCUCAGGCGGAAGCUUAAAUGCUCUAAAUAUAAUUUUUGAAGCAUU
Molecule: messenger RNA, 973 nt
Organism: Bombyx mori (domestic silkworm)
Lineage: Eukaryota; Metazoa; Arthropoda; Insecta; Lepidoptera; Bombycidae
Gene: RpL5
Product: ribosomal protein L5
Biological process (GO): translation; ribosomal large subunit assembly
Cellular component (GO): ribosome; cytosolic large ribosomal subunit
Molecular function (GO): structural constituent of ribosome; 5S rRNA binding
Source: RefSeq, marked provisional